Molecule: messenger RNA, 405 nt
Organism: Cooperia oncophora
Lineage: Eukaryota; Metazoa; Nematoda; Chromadorea; Rhabditida; Trichostrongylidae
Source: the annotation of a GenBank genome assembly
AUGCGGGCUGACCUUGUCGAACUGGUGCAGCUCUUGAAAGAGCAGGCAGAAGAAGAAGCUGCAGCAAAGGGUGAUGGCAUCACCGACGACAUCUUUGCCGAGGGCCCCUCAGUCGACACCCCAAGUGGAAAUGACUUCAUUGGCAUGCGUUGCAUGGCACCAUAUCCUAGUGCAAAUCUCCAUGUGUCGCAUCAUGCUGCUGUUAUCCUGGAAGUCUUGCCUCUAGAUCCAGUCAAGGGCUUGCAGGCACGGGUACUGUACAGCCAUCCAAUGGUUAAUGGCAUGCGCCCAUGUUCCCAUUUCCUUGCUGGAACGUGUCGAUAUGAAGAGAAAUGCAAGUUCAGUCAUGGGGAAAUUGUUCCCAUGACGGAGCUGAACGAAUACAAGGAACCAGAUUUCAAGUGA